AUGGUGAGCUUUGACGUUGAGUCGCUCUUCACCAAUGUUCCCGUUAAAGAAUGUCUAGAAGUAGUCAGAAGGAAACUGAGCGAUGAGGGUAUAUCGGAGUCAGUAAUGGUGUUGCUGAGGAACUGCUUGGAAGGAAGCUACUUUUUGUAUUGUGGAAAGCAUUACCUCCAGAUUGAUGGGGUAGCCAUGGGUAGCCCUGUAGCACCGGUUUUGGCAAAUAUCUGGAUGGAGCAUAUCGAAGCCAGUAUAAACUUGCAGCCUUGGGCGGUGAAGUUGUGGAAGCGCUAUGUGGAUGAUGUUUUCUGUAUUAUGAAGGGUGGGAAGCAGGAGGUGGAGCAACUACUCCGAUAUCUAAAUUCAAUUCAUCCGAAGACGAAGUUCACGUAUGAAUUGGAAUCACAGCGCAGUUUGCCGUUUUUGGACGUGAAAGUGAUUAGUCGAGUGGACGGAACCCUAACUCAUACUGUUUAUAGGAAACCUACACACACUGACAGGUAUUUGAACGCCCUUUCUCACCACCAUCCUCGUCACUUACAAUCGGUGGUUACCUCGCUAGGAAACAGAGCACAUGAUCUGUGUGACCCUGAAUAUUUAGAGAGCGAGAUGUCGCAUAUUCAGGAGGUACUAAGGAGGAACGGGUACAAGGUCGACCAAAUAUCGGAAAACCAAGUAAACAGCGAAAAUUCCAAAGAUGAGCCACGAGACAAAAAGGACAGCAAAGACUCGAACGCAAACAUAUUCCUUCUAAUUUGUAUAAUUGGUGUAUCUUUAGGAAUCUUAUUAGAAAUACUAAACAUUCAAAAUAGAUCGUGCAAAGAUGAAACAAUGAAGACUGUCAGCAAAUACUGGGUUUAUUCUGCCUACAGCGACGUUGAGAAUAGAAACGGUCUUCUCAAACACGUGCAUUUAGUUUUAGAGAGAGUCGGAUACGAGAAAAGCACUAAUCAAACGCCGUGGAGUCUCCUUUGGUCCCACGACUACCCAUUUAGAGUUCUAUACCCUAAAUUACACAAGUUAAAACCACAUCAAAAAGUAAACCACUUCCCUGGCACAGGCUUUAUAACAAACAAAGUGGAUCUAGCUACCACAGACUAUAAAUACAUCCCGAAAGCUUUCAAACUGCCAAAGAACAAGGAAGACUUCAUAAAAUACGCCGCUGAAAACAAAAAUGCGUUAUUCGUAGAAAAACAUAACCAACACAGAAAAGUGUAUUUAAAAAACGUGAGCGAAAUUGACUUGUCAAAUGGGGAAAGUUUCGUGCAGGAGUACGUGCAGAAACCGUUCUUGGUGGAUGGACAUAAGUUCGAUAUUGGCGUGUACGUGGUGCUGACAUCUGUGAAUCCUUUGAGAGUGUAUUGGUACAAAGGCGAUGUUCUGUUUCGGUACUGUCCUGCAAAGUACCACCCCUUCGACCCCUCAGUUUUGGAUAAGUAUGUGGUGGGCGACGACUACCUGCCGACGUGGAAGGUGCCAUCGCUGGCUCACAGCUACACGGAGCUCGGGUUCAGCAUGAAAGAUGCCUUCGACAUCUAUGCCACGUCGAAGGGCAAAGAUCCUGUAAGGAUGUGGGAGGAUGUGCAGGAGGCUAUUGCGGGCGUCUUUCACUUGAAGGAGAAAUAUGUCAUUGAAGCUUUAAAGAGCUACCCAUCUGGAGACAACUUCUUCGAGCUAAUGCGAGUAGACCUGGUAGUCGACGAAGACCUGAAAGUAUAUUUGUUGGAAGCCAACAUGUCUCCCAACUUGAGCUCGGCGCACUACCCGCCCAACCAACUGCUGUACGAGCAAGUGCUAUACAACUUGUUCGGUGUCACUGGAGUGGCGGAUUAUAUGAGGGAUUAUAAUAGUACUGAUGUGAGAGAACAAUCAGCUGCCAGAAACAUGGUAUCCACCGACAAGAACCUAGCAGUAUGGGGGAAGGAGUGCGACACCUACUGUCGGGACAACUGCGAGGGGUCGCUUCUCAUCUGCAGACUUUGCAAGCCUUGUAUCACCAGGCAGUUGAGGCAUAGCCUGCUGAGAGCACAUAGGGAGCACUUACAUAAAGGGGACUUUAGGAGGCUGUACCCUCCACCGAUGCAACCAGGAGCACAAGUGGACUACAAGCACCUGGGAACUCUCAGUGAAGCCAACAAGCUACAACAUCUGUGGUAUCAAGGAAAAUGCAACAUCGACAGCACUUGGUGUACAUAAAAACAAUUUGUUACUUAAGUUAUUUAAUAAACUUGCUCUUACAAAUGUUA
Cydia fagiglandana is the source of this 2240-nucleotide messenger RNA. It is a transcript of the gene TTLL15, whose product is annotated as probable tubulin polyglutamylase ttll-15. Gene Ontology annotation, biological process: protein modification process. NCBI's taxonomy places the organism in Eukaryota, Metazoa, Arthropoda, Insecta, Lepidoptera, Tortricidae. The record is from RefSeq and is a predicted model, not a curated record. The transcript is spliced from 7 exons. Bases 1 to 2190 code for a protein of 729 amino acids.